Messenger RNA from Cajanus cajan (pigeon pea), 186 nucleotides. The record is from the annotation of a RefSeq genome assembly. Lineage: Eukaryota; Viridiplantae; Streptophyta; Magnoliopsida; Fabales; Fabaceae.
AUGCUUAAUAUCUUUAGUUUGGUCUGUAUUUGUAUUCACUCCGUACUUUAUUCAAGUAGUUUUUUCUCGGCGAAAUUGCCCGAAGCCUACGCUUUCUUGAAUCCAAUUGUAGAUAUUAUGCCAAUAAUACCUCUACUUUUUUUUCUCUUAGCUUUUGUUUGGCAAGCUGCUGUAAGUUUUCGAUGA